AAUGGUUUGUCCAGAAAGCAAAGGCGUAGACGGGAAACAAUAAGUACGCGAGCUCCAUCGAAUUAGUCGUGGCUCGGUUUUACGCUGGUGCAUCGCACGGCGGUAUAAAUGGAUUUUGAAAUCAAUGGGUCCUUCAGUCGUUUGGAUCGCCUCGAAUAGAAGAAAUAAUCGAGACAUCGGGCGACAUGAAGACUAUUUUUCUAGGACUUUGUCUUCUUUGCCUCUCCGGAUCGAGAGUGCAAUCGAAGCCACAGAUAACGAAGCUGUUUCCAGUCCAGGAGGCGAUAGAGUACCAUCAGCGAACAAACGAGAUGAAACCGUUGGACAGGUUCCUGGGAAAAUUGCGGGCCACGUACGACUUCGUGUUUCGAAAGCCAGAGAACACUAGCAACGUGGAGAAAAUUCUGGCAACAGACACCAGCUCUGAAAGGUCUCGUCAAACAGAGCGAACGUUCUUGUCUGACGACGAUUGGGUCAACGACAUUCAACCCCUGGACCGCUUGGAACCCCUCGAACCCCUGGACCUAGAAGAAGAAACACAAGAUAAGAAUCUGCAAGUUGAAUUUAUCACUCCGAAACCAAGUUUCCAGUUUCCUGUUACGCUGAGCAGGCAUCUGGUCGACUGGCUCGGGUCGCUGUUGGGUGUCACGUAUGGAGUUUACUCUAAAUUAGCCAGGGCUAUUUACAGCAAUAAUACAAUCGUAAACAAUUAACCAUGGAAAUAAUAUUGUAAUUUAAAAAAUGAAAACUGACUUUGUACUUACUUAACUGACAUUGUAUCCCAUCUUUCGUUAAAAUAAAUUAUUU
Molecule: messenger RNA, 807 nt
Organism: Hylaeus volcanicus
Lineage: Eukaryota; Metazoa; Arthropoda; Insecta; Hymenoptera; Colletidae
Exons: 2
Coding region: 186-713 (175 amino acids)
Source: RefSeq, a predicted model, not a curated record